CAAAUCGUGAUGACGGGAAUUAUAUUGGCAAUUGAAGCACCUGAUCAGUGAAUACGUAAUGCCCACAGCUACCCCACCCAAGGUCUCCGGUAUACCCGUUGUCUCACGCCUGUCGCCAAGGUUAUCUCGGAUUCGUAUAUAACCCUGUCCAUCCCUUCAACUACAUUUGACAACCCAGCUCAGUUAAAGAACAAAUAUCGACGAUGGAAGAAUUCCUCGCACCCCCAGCUCCAGGCCAUCGCUACCCAUACCCACCCAACGGAACCUGCGAAUCCGCCUCCCAUCUCGGGUACUCCGUCUUCUGGGCUACAUACGCCGUGUUCCUCCUUUCCUCCCUGUUCUUCAUCUUCCUAGCCUCCCGUGUCGAGAAGUCACUCCGCCUCUUCCACUACAUCACGACAACGGUCACACUCAUCGCCGCGGUAUCAUACUACGCAAUGGCAACCCACUCCGGUUCAACCUGUAUCCCAACCCCACACGACUCCGCUGACGUCCACGCCUACCGCCAAGUCUUCUGGGCCCGCUACGUAGACUGGCUCUUCACUACCCCCCUCCUCCUCAUGGAUCUAGCCUUCCUGGCGGGGAUGGGAUGGGUCGAUAUCAUACUCCUCACGACGGCGGAUCAGGGGAUGAUUUUGCUUGGAUUGUUUGCGGGGCUGAAGAGUAGGAGGACGGGGCAUGGGAAGGCGAGGUGGGGGUGGUUCGUGAUGAGUUUGGUGUUGUUUUUGUAUGUUGUUGGAUUACUUACGACUACGGCCAGGAGGCAUGCGAAGGCGAGGGGAGGGAGGGUUCGGAAGAUCUACGACACGCUCGGGUUUUACGCAGUUUCCCUCUGGUGUGCAUACCCCAUCGUCUGGGCACUCGGAGAAGGAACCAGGAAAAUUGGAGUCGAUGCAGAGAUUAUUGCGUACGCGGUUUUGGAUGUGAUGAGUAAAGCGGUAUUUGGGAGUAUUUUGUUGAUUGCGCAUAUGAGGAAUCCGGAGACGAGUGUGCCGUUGACGGGGUAUUGGAAUUCGUUGGUGCCGGAGGGGGAUUCGGAGAGGGCGAGGUUGUUGGCGGAGGAUGAUGAUGAGAAUUGAGACGGUGCGAACGAUGUGAUGUCGAAGGGGGAAGGCAGGAAGCAUAGUAUGCGUUUGUUUUUUCUUUAUCAUUUGUGACCACAUCAUUCUCGGG
Molecule: messenger RNA, 1173 nt
Organism: Saitoella complicata NRRL Y-17804
Lineage: Eukaryota; Fungi; Ascomycota; Saitoellomycetes; Saitoellales; Saitoellaceae
Product: family A G protein-coupled receptor-like protein
Exons: 2
Coding region: 204-1079 (291 amino acids)
Biological process (GO): monoatomic ion transport
Cellular component (GO): plasma membrane; endoplasmic reticulum
Molecular function (GO): monoatomic ion channel activity
Source: RefSeq, a predicted model, not a curated record